AUGCAGUUCUUCACCCAGAUCCUUCUCCUGGCCUGCGCCACCACCGGCCUGGCCAGCGUCGCUCAGAGUCCCAACGGCAUGCUCAACGUCAUCGAGACCCGCCAGAUGCAGUGCAUCAAGAGCAACUGCGGCGGUGUCGGCGCGGCUUGCGCUGGUGCCUGGUGCUGCGUUCGUUACAACAGCGAUGGCUGCAAGUGCAUUGCUCCCGGCGACAUCUCCGAGAAUGGAGAAUCUUGCCCCAAGGCAUAG
This is a messenger RNA of Colletotrichum siamense, 249 nucleotides long. RefSeq lists its product as uncharacterized. Bases 1 to 249 code for a protein of 82 amino acids. NCBI's taxonomy places the organism in Eukaryota, Fungi, Ascomycota, Sordariomycetes, Glomerellales, Glomerellaceae. The record is from RefSeq and is a predicted model, not a curated record. The transcript is spliced from 2 exons.